AUGAACAGAAAAUUGUUGAAGUUAAAGGAAACAAAUGUAUCACAAACAAACAAUUUAAUAGAAUCAACAACAGUGCCGUUCCUAUCAUCAGAAGAAUUGCGAUAUACAUUUGGGGUGCAGACCUUCUCUGACGUUCCUCAACACGAAGAAUUAUAUCCGGAAACGGAGUAUUCGAAAGAUGGUCAAUUAAAACUGCUUCGUAUGACUAUUCACGGAAAGCAAAUAAACUUCACGUUACAGCCAACCAUUCAAUUGCUUGUAUCACCGCACCUGAAGACCGUUUUCCGGAAUGCCCAUGGUGGUGGAAAAUUGAAUGUUGGGCUACCACCGGCCAACUGUCAUUAUCAACAUAAAUCAAAGGAAGCGUAUGCAGCUAUCAGCAACUGUGAUGGGAAUCUUAAGGGCAUAAUUGUAAUGCCAGAUGAGGUUUACAUAUUACAUCCAUUACCCGAUCGUCACGCUCAUCGAUUUGAUCAGGAUAACCGGAACGACUUAGAUUCUGGAUUACAUGUAAUUUACAAACGUGAAGUUGCGCAAAAAGAAUUUUGCGGUCUCGAAUCGACAAUUACAUCGACCGAACUCGCCGAGGAUGAAAACGAAGUGAGCGAAGAUGUAUUUGCAGUUGGACAACGUCUCAGUGCUGAAGGCGAACUCAUUGUGGAAUUAGCAAUAUUCGUGGAUGAAAUGUUAUGGAAACUCUUUAAUAGUAAAUACGGCAUCGAUGCAAGUAGUAAACUGCAGGAUUACGCGCUCACAAUGCUUAACAAUAUACAAAUUAUGUACCAUCAACCGAGUGCCAUUCCAAAACUAUCAUUUCAUGUAGUGAGGUUCGAAGUGCUCACCACUCAGCCGAGUGCCAUGGCAGCCCAUUUGCAUAAUAACGGGAAUGCUCAAAAAUAUCUGGACCGAUUUUGCAAAUAUCAACGAAACUUAGGCUCACGUGAUUGGGAUCACGCUUUGAUGCUUACAGGAUACGAUAUCCAUCGUGGUACUGGAUCGCGAUCCAUAAGCGGUAUUGCUCGGUUGGAUGGCAUGUGUGAUCCAUGGAAUACUUGCACUUUAGCGGAAGGACUCGAUUUUACAUCAGCUUUUAUUGGAACCCAUGAGCUUGGCCACAGCGUUGGGAUGCGUCAUGACGAGCCAUAUUGUCCAGCAAAGCAUAUUAUGAGCUCAUCAUUAGGUCCAGGAAAAGUAACUUGGUCACUUUGUAGUUUACGUGACUACCAUGCAUUCUUACAACGUCUCGAUAGUCGCGGUAAGAAUUGUCUACGAGUAUCCAACCUACCACAAAAAUUAACAAUGAGAGCAGAUUUGAAGCCAGGACAAGUUUAUAAUGCUGAUACGCAAUGCCAUAUAAUGCAUGGCCAAGGAUAUCGACAGAUUACUCCACGACAGGACCAUUACGACGGUAUAUGCUAUAUGAUGUGGUGCGGACAGUCAUCAUUCGGCCGAAUAAUUACUUCUCAUCCAGCUCUUGAGGGAACUUUUUGUGGUUCAUCGAAAUGGUGUGAACUUGGUCGAUGUGUGCCAUGGUCUAGAAUUGGCCCUUCUGCAACACCCAAGCGUAUCGAUGGGCAGUGGUCCGACUGGUCUGAAAUUUCUUGUCAAUCGUGCAACUGCGCUGAUGUAGCUGGCAGCAUAGGUAUUUCUACAAGUACUCGGACCUGCAGCAAUCCACCACCCACAAAUGGUGGUGCAGAGUGCGUUGGGUCAACACUGCGUGCGGUUGUAUGCAACCGCCGGUGCGCUUCGUCCAGCAAAUCAGUUGAUAAGCAUAUUAAAGAACACUGCACGGAGCAGAAAAGACUAAAAAAUGAUCCUGAUUUAACCGGGAACGGCACUCAAUUGAUUCGUUACCCUCAACGUGCAUGCAAGAUCUUUUGUGAUGUGAUAAGUCGAUAUGGAUCCCAAAGAAACUAUCGAUUUUUUGGUGAUAUUCUUCCCGACGGUGCUCCAUGUGGCACCAAUAAAUAUUGCCUGGAUGGCGAAUGUCUUCCAUUGUCUUGUGAUAGCAGUGCAUUAAUCACACGUGACAUAUCAUGUCCUAGCGCUAAUGAACGAUGCCCUCAGGGAACUGUAAUGACUAAUACAUUAUCAACUGCUGCUGGAGCUCGGUGGUCAUCCUGGUCAACAUGGUCAUUCUGCUCACAGACAUGUGGUACGGGCUACAGGAAGCGGAUUCGAUCAUGCAGUGGUGGAAAAAAUGAGUGCUCAGGUGCAUCAUCUGAGAAAAGUCAAUGCAGUUUAUCAGCUUGUGGUACCAAUACAGCGUCGGGUCAAGAAGGUAGCUGGAGUGAAUGGACUUCUUGGAACCAAUGCUCCGUUUCAUGUGGUAUCGGAUCACAAGCACGGUAUCGACGGUGCUCCAGUGCGUCACACAAUUCACUUUUCUUCUCAUGUCCAGAGAAUUCGAUGGAAACACGGCAGUGUAAUAUGGGUGCAUGCAAUACAGCUACAGUUGGUUUAUGGGGUAGCUGGACCGAAUGGUCGCAAUGUUCGGUUAGCUGUGGACCGGGAAUACGGAGUCGAAAUCGUUACUGUACCAAAGAACCAUGCGAUGGUUCGGGACAAUCAAGGAUGUCAUGUAAUUUGGGUCCUUGUGAAAUUAGCGUCCGAUGGUUGCAGUGGGAAGCCUGGUCACAGUGCUCCCAGACCUGUGGAAAAGGUGUACGCACGCGGAAGAGAAAGUGUUCAGCUGCAAACGAUUGUUCUGGAAGUAGUCUGGAACGGCAGAACUGCAACGAAAAUCUAUGUAAGGCAAAUGGAACUAUGGCAGUUGGUCAGUGGUCCGGAUGGUCUGAUUGGGGUACUUGUAGUACGACUUGUGGUGGAGGUUUUAAAAGGCGUACCCGAUUGUGUCAACAUGGGACAUGCAAUGGUCCAUCCAAAGAUUCAAUGCCAUGCAUGAUCAAACAUUGCAAGUCAUUUCUUUCUGGAACCACUACUUCUUGGGGAGGCUGGGGUUAUUGGUCGCCGUGUUCUGAAACAUGCGGUAGAGGUGUCCGAAAGCGGGUACGUAAAUGCUACGGUACAACUAGGAAAUGUUCUGGAAAUGAAUAUGAACGAGAAAUAUGCAAUUUACAACGAUGCUGA
This is a messenger RNA of Loa loa (African eye worm), 3093 nucleotides long. RefSeq names its product adamts family protein 2. The record is from RefSeq and is a predicted model, not a curated record. Gene Ontology annotation, biological process: proteolysis; extracellular matrix organization. The transcript is spliced from 20 exons. The coding region runs from base 1 to 3093 and encodes 1030 amino acids. Gene Ontology annotation, cellular component: extracellular matrix. Gene Ontology annotation, molecular function: metalloendopeptidase activity. Lineage: Eukaryota; Metazoa; Nematoda; Chromadorea; Rhabditida; Onchocercidae.